Penicillium canescens is the source of this 3324-nucleotide messenger RNA. RefSeq lists its product as uncharacterized. Gene Ontology annotation, biological process: cell population proliferation; mitotic spindle organization. Bases 1 to 3324 code for a protein of 1107 amino acids. The transcript has a single exon. The record is from RefSeq and is a predicted model, not a curated record. Lineage: Eukaryota; Fungi; Ascomycota; Eurotiomycetes; Eurotiales; Aspergillaceae. Gene Ontology annotation, cellular component: cytoplasm.
AUGGACUCCUCGCCUUUCCUUCACAAGACCGUUGAUGCCCCUGCCGGCUCUGCAAUUCCAUCAAGUCCCCUAAAGAGAGAAUGGUCACACUACGCGGAGCCGAAUCCGAACGCUUACGAUGAAAACGAGAACUACUACCCUAACGAACCCGAAAUGGCAAAUGAACAAGAGAAUGACGAAUUCAAUGAUGCCGAGUCCUAUCAGAAUGCUGCCAGCUCACCGUUUCAGCCUGAUGCGCGCGAAGACACAGUGGAUUUCCAGAAGAUGCGUCAAAUGCGACAGAUGUCGCCACUGGCACGCCCACAACUCGCUCCGUUAGAGGAGGAGGAGAGCCCUGCAAGCUCUCCAUUUCGACCUACAGCAACAGACUACACCGUGGACUUUCAAGGGCUGCGUGAGGCGCAUCCAAUGUCACCUGGGUUGGACAAACGGCUAGCCCUAGAUGACCCGAUGAGUUCACCAUUCCGACCCGACGCCAGAGAUGAGACAGUGGAUUUUCUAAGGCUGCGACAAACACAGCAGGAGUCGCCUCUAUCACGACAACGUCUUGAGCAUCUUGAGCCAAUGGGGGAAGAAAGCCCCGGAAGCUCUCCGUUCCGCCUUCAUGCCAGGGAAGAGACAGCGGAUUUCCAAAAGCUGCGGGAGGUGGAGCCAAUGUCGCCAGGAUUAGGCAGACGGCUGGCUAUGGAAGGCCCGACGAGCUCCCCGUUCCACCCCGAUGCGCGGGACGAGACAGUUGACUUUGACCGUCUGCGCGAAAUGCAGAAUUCAUCUCCCACUCUUGAGCCACCGCGGUUGACUCAGCCAUUGGCCGAGGUUAACAGCUCUCCUUUGCGCCCUAUCGCAAGAGAUGAAACCCCUGUUAAUCAGGAAGAUGAGAUGCAGCAGGAACCGCCUGCUGUUCCCCCACAUUCCUCACCUGCUGUUGUGCCAAGUUCUCCACUCCACUCUGAAGAGGAGGAACUUGUUGAUUCGCAUAGUCCACGCGAGAUACAAGAGGGGCCCCCGGCAGUUCCUAAGCAUCUUUCGCCUGCUAGAGCAUCAGAGUCUCCACUCCGCUCUCAGGAAAGACGGGAGACAGUCGAUUCGCCGAAACUACAUGAGACCCGACAAGAGCCACCAGUAGUCCUUAAGCACUCUUCACCUGCAGUGGCACCAAGUCCGCCCCUUCGCCCGGAGUUAACCCAAGAAGUUACUGAGUCUCCAAAGUUACAUGGCCCGCGAGAGUCACCCGCAGUCUCGAAGCAUUCUUCGCCUGCGGGCCCUCGCUCACAUUUCCCAACAGGCUCCAAGGAGAACACCCUUGAGAUUCAGAAGCCGCUCCAACUUUCUCGCGCAUCCCUUGUAAGCUCGAGUACAGCAACACCUCGCAAAAGAUCGUACGACCAAACACCCCAGGAUCAGGAAGAUAAUCUGCAGAUGAAUGAGCGCUGCAAGAAGGGUAUGACCAGCCGGGCAGAUGUAUCAGAUGCGCCGGAGAUUCACAUCGAUGCCGAAGAGGAAUCUAGUGUCAUCCACAACGACAGCAUGUUGUCCGCUGGUAGUGCUAUUCAUGACAGAUCAGCCAUUGGAAACAGCAUGAUGGAAGACAAACAGAAUGAAGGCAUGAGCACAGUCCUCCACGGAGAUGGCGACAAAGAAAAUGUCGGUCACGAUACAAACGAGCACUCCAUAGUGGAUGACUCAAUGGACGACACCUGCUUGAGCACCUUUUCUGCCGUGCCAGACAUGACAACCUUCGCAAAGCUCCGCUCCGGGUCGCCAAUGAAGUCGAUGCGAGGAAACGCCGCACCCAAUUCAGCUCAUGGUAUGGAUGAGUACCGACGCAACGGACCAACCACCCCGAGUACAGCACGUCGAGCAUACAGAGCUAGUGCCUUCCUCGAUGGAAACUCGCCCAUGGAUUCCCCCACACCCAGGCGUAAAGUGUCUCGGGACAUGCCAAACCCAGUUGACUCUGCCAAUUUGCUUGAUUUUACUGAUCAGAUGAACUUCCAUCCUCGCCAAUCCAUGCAGAAUGCUCGUUUCUCUCCCUCACGGCGCUCACCUUUGCGGUCUGCCCGACAGUCUAUUCGAUCUCCCGGGAAGAUGUCGUCUCUGUUGGACUUUGAUAUCCCGCCCGCGCCUACCCCUCGAUCCAUUCCCACGGUCACUCCCCGUGAAUUGGAGUCACUAAAAUCUGGUUUCAUGUCUGAGAUUUCCUCGCUCAAAGCCACACUUAGUGGCAAAGAGGCUGAGGUCGCUAGCCUGAAGACAGCAGUGACAGACGCGGAACGACGUGUCGGCGAGGCUCUAGAAGAGAUCCGCAAUGAAGCCGCGAACAAAGAAGCACUCGAGAUAGAGCAAGCUGAGUGGGGCCGUCAAGCCAAGGAGAUGGAAAGUGUGCUGCGGUCGGUUCAAUCUGAGUUGAUGGAAGGCGAGCGUGAGCGGGAACGUCUAACUAAGAAGGCCGAAGAGGCUGAAAAGAGCAAGGAGAGGUUAGAGCGCAAGAUCGUUGAGCUCGAAAGUCAACUGUCUGCUGUACGCGCUUCUUCCCUUUCUAGCUCUGCCAAAACUAGUGAUUCUCGACAAUCCUCGAACUCUGCUGUAGAUACCGCUCGGGAAGUCCAGGAUGCCGUUGAAAAGGUUGCUCGAGAACUUCACACGCUUUACAAGGGCAAGCACGAGACCAAAGUUGCAGCCCUGAAAAAGAGCUACGAGAGUCGCUGGGAGAAACGCCUGCGUGAGGUAGAGAAGAAGCUUACUGCUUCCCGCGAAGAGAACGAGCAUCUCCGGGUCGAACGUGACAAUGCACAGUCCGAGUCCAUGGCUGCAGCUAACACUAGCCAAUUUGCCCGUGAGAACGAUGAGCACGAGGCCGAAAAGCGUGUCAUGGAGGCCCAGAUCAAGGGUCUGCAGCAGGAAAUGGCUGCUCUCAAGGAGGAUACUGAGCGUAUUCGCUCGGACCUGAAGACUGAACGUGCCGAGAAGGGCGAGCUCGUCGCUGCCGUUGACGAGUGGUUGGCCAUGCAACAGGCUCAGCCCGCUGCGUCUCAGCCUCGAAGCCGCGAGGCCUCUGUUUCUUCUUCUGUGCAUCACGAUCAGUUGGAAGAUCAACGCCAACCAUCUCGCGAGGUGACCCCGGAUGAGUUCAAUCGCAGUGUCAGUCGCUCUGUGUCUGGCAGCAUUCGUCCCCCUGCUACUGCAGAGAAGAGAAUUCCGAGAUUUGGUGCCCCCGGUGGUCAUUCUCGCGGCAACAGUGGUGGCAAGUCUGGCAUUGCGAUGCCGACUCCGGGGCGUGGAAUCAUGGGUUCCAUUGAGAGGAUGGGUCGUGGUGGUGCUUAG